Messenger RNA from Penicillium samsonianum, 1800 nucleotides. Its product is annotated as LipA and NB-ARC domain protein. NCBI's taxonomy places the organism in Eukaryota, Fungi, Ascomycota, Eurotiomycetes, Eurotiales, Aspergillaceae. Bases 1 to 1800 code for a protein of 599 amino acids. The transcript has a single exon. The record is from RefSeq and is a predicted model, not a curated record.
AUGUCAUCUGGAUAUUUAAGCCCAAGUUAUCCGCCAGAUUCAUUUCGCGUCAGGCGGAAGCCCGUGUCAAACCCGAAUUUGCGAGCUACGGCGCAUGCCGAUCAGCGGGAAGCAACAGCCUAUGCUGCCAGCACCCCGUCUCUUAUGCUGCCAUCGUCACAGCCCCCAUCGUAUACGGACCUUUAUGGACCGCCACCUCCCAGGCCUGUAAGUCGAGGCUCGCUGCCGCGACCAAGGACAGCAGGGCCAACUUCAUCUCCGACUCCUCCACCAACGCCUGUUCAAAAGGCAUACAGCGAAGCUCGGCAUUUCCUCACUGGUCUAAUCAAUCGUCCAACAGAAUCAAACAAGCAUGUCACCAUUUUGCGACAUUCCCAUGGACUGGUCUUCUACCGUGGACCCACUACAUCUGUCGCUAUAUCAAUCUUCUCUGAUGCCCCCUUACCACCUGAACACACCUUGUGGUUGCAGAGCAAAGGUUGGACCGGGAAGACCGGGAUGCAAUUCAAGUCGUUCCUCCGUCUUCGAGAUAGCUGGCUGGAUGUGACCCCGGGUAUGCCGUUGAGGGCCGACCAGGUGACUCCGGAUGAUGAACGAGCUUGGCAACGCGACAUCAAGAAAUUUCGAAAGAAGGCCCCGCCCCGUCCGCGCGAUACACAUCAGCUUCGUGAGACUGCUGUUGUGCGGAUUCCCGCAGAGGCAGGCGAUGGUUAUUUCCAGCUAGUUCUCUGCCAAGGACUCAAGAAGAAGGUGCUUGGCAAUAGCCCUGUGUUCCGGGUGCUCUCUACAUCCACUGCCCCCAGUUCUAUCCGUGGCGCGAGUUUGAGCACACUGCCCCUAGAGGUUGGUGCUAUGGUUGUGAGCCUUUACGCCCAAACUGCAGCGCGAACCGCGGCAGGUCCGGCCGCCAUGGCCAUUCAAGCCAAAGCUGCUGCGGUUCGUCCAUCGUGGGUGACAAAGACUGCGGUCCAAAAGGCUUACACGAGUAGUGGUAUCGAGAACCGCGUGGGCGGUAUUAUCAAUGGCCCUAAAGGUCCUAUUGGGCGAUCUCAGAUCAGUCUAGCAGCGCCAGAAAUAGCUGGAAGCAGCCCGGUUUCUAUCGAUGUCGGUCCUCAGCUACCAUUUCCUAUGACUUUCAAAGCUCGUUGUCAAACUGAUCAAAUCCCCUACCCCAACAACCCGGAUGAUAUACCGAAGUUGAGCUUAAUUAGAAUGCCCGACUGGGUGACGGAGCAGUUAAGGGGUUACUUCUUUGGUUGGGCUCGAUUCGACAUUGGGUCGAGCAAAGGUCCCUCAACUGAUGAAUGGUGCCCAGCUAUCUUGUCUGUGCGGGCAUUGGAUCCUCUCCAGGCGGUGAGAGUAAAUCUGGCUCAAAUAUCAAAACGCGUCGUCGCAAUUCGCCUCCUCGAGGAUGUCCCUCUCCAAACAAGCAAAAUCGAGAUUCGUGUUUUGGGAUACCUCCGCGCUGAGAUCCCACCACCCACCGGGACCACGAGCAAAGAACUCGCUGAGGCGCAAGCGGCAGCUGCAGAGGCAGCUCUGCUCGCUGAUGUAUACGACGCAUCUGUUGUACAGGAUACUCUGGCUCAUCCCGCGUGGGCCGCGGAACAUCCGGCGAUCUCAGACCUUCAACAAAACUCGACUUGGAUUGAUCGCACGGUGGAGGGGUAUACCAAUAUCAUCACCCGUGGACAGAAGUUGGUAGAGCAAGUUCCAUUGCACCUGAUUGGUGUUCGCUCUAUCACCGAUGAGCUCAGAGAGAGCCAAGUUGCUGUAAAUGGGUUUUAUAUUGUCCGCUAA